AUGUCGUGGCUAAAAAAACACAAUCCCCAAAUUUCAUGGGAAAAACACACGCUUGUUUUUAAUUCAUCAUAUUGUUCCAACAACUGCUUAUCAAUCCCUACCGUCUUGGAACUUAAAGCGGUGGAAGAAAUCCCCAUCCCUUACCAAGAAUUUUCCAAGGUUUUUUCCAAGGAAGAAUCAUCCAAAUUGCCACCUCACCGCCCUUACAAUAUUGCUAUUGAAUUGCUCCCUGACGCAAAACCCCGGCAUGGCCCCAUAUAUAGUCUAGGACCAAGGGAAGAUGCGGAACUGAAGGGAACUAUAGAGAAACAACUUAAGGCUGGCCUGAUUCGUCCCUCCAAAUCUCCUAUGGCUUCCCCAAUUCUAUUUGUCAAGAAGAAGAAUGGAAAGCUACGCAUGUGUGUGGAUUAUCGACGCCUAAAUAGCAUGACUAAGAAGAAUGUAUACCCUCUACCGUUGCCACAAAACUUGAUUGAGAAGCUACAAGGUGCAAAGAUUUUUAGUAAAUUCAAUCUCAAGUCCGGAUAUAACUUAGUCCGAAUUAAGGAAGGCGAUGAAUGGAAAACAGCCUUCAAGACAAAAUACGGACUAUUUGAGUACUUGGUUAUGCCCUUUGGGUUAACAAAUGCGCCGGCGGCUUUUCAAGAUAUGAUGAACGAAAUAUUCAGGGACCUUCUAGAUGUUUAUGUCAUCAUAUACCUGGACGAUAUCCUAGUCUUCUCUUUGAACGAAAAAGAUCAUGAAAUUCAUGUGCGCGAAGUGCUAAAGAGGCUACAGGACAACGACCUCUUUUGUAAUAUUGAAAAAUGCCACUUCCAUGUCAAAAAGAUUGACUAUCUAGGAUUCAUUAUCUCGGAGUUUGGUAUAGAAGUUGACCAAUCUAAAGUCACGGAUGCCAUGAAUUGGUCAACACCUAAGAAUGUCAAAAACAUCCAAGAAUUCUUAGGAUUUGUGAACUUUUAUAGACAAUUUAUCCCCGAUUUUGGUAACUUGGCACGACCCCUAUACAAUUUGCUCAAAAAGGACAGCCCAUGGAAAUGGGAAUUGGCGGAACAACAAUCCUUUGAUAGUUUAAAGAAAUGCCUCACUUCAGCGCCAUUACUCCUACAGCCGGAUACAACAAAACAGUUCUACAUAGAAUGCAAUGCAUCGGACUAUGCCACUGGAGCUAUAUUAUCCCAACGCAACCCUGAAGGGAAACUAGCUCCAGUAGCCUAUCUAUCUAAGUCACUGUCCCCUGCUGAAAAGAAUUAUGACAUUUUUGACAAGGAACUAUUGGCAGUCAUUAGGGCAUUUAAAGAAUGGCGCCAUUUACUGGAAGGAUCAGAGUUACCAGUCCAAGUUCUAACAGAUCAUAAGAAUUUGGAGUAUUUCUCUACGUCACAAUCCCUGAAUAAACUACCCCUUGAAGGGGGGGUAGAGAACCAGGUUCUCCUGAAACCGGAACUUUUUAUUGCAUCUAUUACUCCGGAUCAAGAGAUCAAUGACCUAAUCGGCAAAGCUAUCUACAAGGAUGACCGUCUGAAAGAAAUCCUGCACAAACUCCAGAACAAGGAAAAGAUCUUGGAUUGGGAAUUAAAAGAAGGGUUACUAUGGUAUCAGAGAAAAAUCUUUGUACCUAAAGACAAUACCAUUAGGAACCUUAUUUUAGAAUCUAGGCAUGACGCCUUGGCGGCGGGACACCCAGGACAAGCCAGAACAUUAGAACUUAUUUCCAGGAGCUACUACUGGCCAUCGCUGAAAAAGUUUGUCAAUUCUUAUGUCAGCCACUGCGAAACCUGUAUCAGGUCCAAACCAACAAAUCAAGUACCUGUAGGACUGCUAAAGCCACUGCAAAUUCCUGAACGUCCUUGGGAAGACAUAGCUUACGACAUGAUUGUGGGACUACCGGUCUCAGAAGGCUUUGAUGCCAUCCUUACUGUCAUUGACCGAUUUUCAAAAAUGGUUCACUUUAUUCCUACCCAAUCCACGGCGUCGGCCAUUGACAUUGCCAACUUAUUCAUUACAUACAUCUGGAAAUUACAUGGCCUUCCCAGGAGUACAGUUUCAGAUAGAGGUCCUACAUUUAAUGCCAAGUUUAUUUGUCAUCUAUAUAAAAGGCUAGACAUUAAACCUACAUAUUCUACAGCCUAUCAUCCUCAAACAGAUGGUCAAACAGAACGAAUACAACGAGAGGCUGAGAUCUUUAUUCGAAUGUUUGGGAAUCAUUGUCAAUCAGACUGGGUGUCAUUACUACCCCUGGCCGAAUUUGCUCUGAAUAACCUGAAACAAUCUUCCACGGGUAAAUCUCCAUUCCAGAUUUGUUAUGGCAUGAAUCCUCGAUUCUCUGUGGGACAAAAGUCAGAUGAAUCCAUCCCUAAUGCAGAUGAACAUGCGGAAUUCUUAGAAAAGGGCUAUGAUGAAGUCAAGGCAGCGUUAUUGAUAUCCCAAGAAAGGAUGAAACACUUCUAUGAUCAACGCCACAGGGAAGAAGAAGGAAUUCAAGUAGGGGACAAAGCCUGGCUAAGUCAUCAAAAUAUAUCCACCGAUAGACCAUCCAUCAAGCUUAGCCACAAAAAGCUAGGUCCCUAUUUGGUAAUUGAAAAAAUUGGAUCGCACGCGUAUAAAUUACAAUUACCCCAUACCAUGCGCAUACAUCCAGUAUUUCACAUAAACCUUUUAACAAAAUUCCGCCCCAACCCUCAUGGACGCAAUCCUCCUCAACCUGCACCUAUUAUUACAGAAGAAGGUGAAGAGGAAUACGAAGUGGAAAGAAUCUUGGAUAGCAAAUGGAAGGGACGCGGAAAAACAAGAAAGUUAUGGUACCUAGUCAAAUGGAAAGGUUAUGACGAAGGAAGUAACUCAUGGGAACCAGUAGACAAUGUGGGAAAUGCCCAAGAAGCCUUAGAGGAAUUUUAUAAAGAACACCCCAAUGCAGUUGGAGCUUGA
This is a messenger RNA of Rhizoctonia solani, 2928 nucleotides long. Its product is annotated as Retrotransposable element Tf2 protein. Lineage: Eukaryota; Fungi; Basidiomycota; Agaricomycetes; Cantharellales; Ceratobasidiaceae. Bases 1 to 2928 code for a protein of 975 amino acids. The transcript has 2 exons. Gene Ontology annotation, molecular function: nucleic acid binding. Gene Ontology annotation, biological process: DNA integration. The record is from RefSeq and is a predicted model, not a curated record.